Ogataea philodendri is the source of this 783-nucleotide messenger RNA. RefSeq lists its product as uncharacterized. Lineage: Eukaryota; Fungi; Ascomycota; Pichiomycetes; Pichiales; Pichiaceae. Bases 1 to 783 code for a protein of 260 amino acids. The transcript has a single exon. The record is from RefSeq and is a predicted model, not a curated record.
AUGACUACACUCAAGGAUAUCCUGGACUCUGUGGCACAGGACGAUCGACUCGACCAGGACGUGCUGCUGCUGGGUGGGACCACGCGACACCAUGUUGAGUUUUUAUCUGAGUUUGGCGUGAACGAGAUCAGCGUGAAUCCAUACGGGGUCCAUUAUGUUGAUCUGGGGGACGUCAAGUUGAACUUCCGUUCGUUUCCCGGGCCUUUUGAGCCCGAUUAUUUUACCAGUAUUGGCCCGCGUGUAGCAAAGUCGCUUGUGGUCCACUUUCUGGACGCGUUUGAGGCUCUCCGAGCCGCUCAGACUGAAGAAAUCAUAUUCCAAAGAGUGACACGGCAGCUGAAACCGUGGAUCGACGAAUUCCCAGAGGCACAGCGCGUGGCUGUGGUGUUCGACGUUGCCAAGGUGGACUACAACGUGAAAAGCGUGCCGCAGAUCGAAUUUCUGCAGCAGUUGGUGCGACUGAUCAUGAUGAACUACAACGGCUCUACAGUGUACCACCAGCGGGGGCAGACCAGAAGCAACUUCAGGUCUCUCCUUCUGGACUCGCCCGAUAUUCGCAUUGAGGACUUUGACGCCAUAUUUGUGCCGUACGGAACAGACUCCAUAGGAAAGAUCAGAAUCAUCAACGAUAAGUUCGAGUGCGAACAGAAUCUUGAAAAAUGGAACCGAUGGCAGUCUCCCCCAUCACUGUCAGAGUCAGAAACCAGUCAUCCCGUCCAGAAAACAGCCAAUCUUAGACAAAAAUACCAGGACUUCCUGAAAGGUAUCUUUACGGCUGUGUAA